GACAGCUCCGUCACAAGCACAUCAGAUCGUCAGAGAAAGCGCACUACGCUGAAAUCAAGGACGUCCGGCGAUUCUCCUUCUGUUUGCAACUCUCUCGAUCGAGACAAAUUGUCUUCGUCAUCUAGUUGUGAUAGACUGUCCCAUAGUGGAGUAAAUAGUCCUGAUUCUCCUGGGACAGAAUCUUCUAGCUCAGCGCCUUCAAAAUUGAUUGAAAAUCCGCCAGAUCUGCCAAGUAUAUAUCCACGAAAGGGUUUAAUGGAAAUUUUGCAGGAAGAAUCUGCCUCAUUGGUCUCAAGAACACGUCGUAUAUGUGGGAACCCCUCUAAACCCGUACCUUCACACCCUUUAUGUCGCAGUUCUAUCAGCUCUUUAAGCGUCUCCCAUUCUCAGUCGUACCCCUCGAGUCCGUCAUCCCCCAGCCUUGGUGAUAGGAAAGAGUCGAUUAGCAUCUCUCAGAGUGUUCAUUCCAUCAGAAAACAAGUACCUGUAACAACUAUGCAGCCAGCUAGUGCUGAACUGUCUCAAGUUCGCUCAAAUAAACAGUCACCUGCUGAAGUACAGAUUCAUUCUCGUCUGAGAUCCCAAUUCGAAACUUAUUUGCCUCACUCCUCGUCUUUCAGACACCAGCACGUAGUUCGCCAAACACCAACUUCAACAGUUCCUAUCAAAGGAGUCGAAACAGUCAGCUUGAUUUCAAAUGAUGGUCCUGAUACUGAUGUUGAAAUGCCUCAUGGUUUCAGUGCCGGCGACGAAUCUGUUGCUGCAGUUUAUCAUCUUGAGCAGGAUAGUCGGACACAAUUUGGAAGGUCGCAGCAAAUAAGGUCCAACCGACCUUCAAGAAACGGUUCAAAAGCUUCUCUACCUAGUUACCUUCGUGCCGCCCAAAAUGAAAAGCAAUGGAAUGCCUCUAAUUUUGUUGCCGCUUCUGGUAACUGGUCUAAAAAUUCACAUCUGCAAGUGACGCAACCAAAUUAUUACAAUGCCCUCUUUGAUGCUGAUUCGCUGCGCCCCCACAAGAGCGAACAACGCCCAUUCAACUCGGAUUUUGGGGUGUAUGGUAAAGCAUUGAGAAAUCCUUCUGAAAAAUCUGUUAAUCAACAGCAUGGCGUUAUCGGAAGGUCAGCCAACGAAGACUCCGAGCGUUUACACCGAGAGAUAUUGCACAGUGAUACUGUGAUAAAUUCGCUUACACAGUGUGGUUGUGUUGAAAUGGAUGAUUUGCGUUGCAAAAAUUCAAUACUCUGUACGGUCCACACAAUGGAAGAAAAGCGUCGUGUUCCUCGUCCGCGUGACUUGAAGUCGUUGAUCCGCGAGGCUCGCCAACAACAACAGCAUUUGUUGAGGCUUCACGAAAGUCCUAUACCCACAAAAGUGCGACGGAUUUCAUCUACAGCAGUUUCGUCAAAGAGCACUCCACCAGUUCCUCUGUUGACCUCAUCCUCCGCCCCCCGCACUGCCACACCUCCAGUUGUAACCUCUGCGCAUCGGUUGGCAGCCUUUCCCGCCUCGACUACUGCGCGUCGUAUCUCCGUCAACGGUGUUAUAACCACUGUUGACGGCCAGCCCUCAGCAACAAUUCAGCAGCCGACAAUUCUCCAUCGGCGUGUGCAUCACCCCUCGAGUUUACUGAGGCGGAACCAGCAGAUGUGGGUAGGUGGCGUCGGCCAGGAAAAGACAUCUACCAGUUUCAUCUCAACGACCGCAGCCUCCCCUGGAUACUACGCUUCUCCUUCUCCCACAGCGCUAUCGAAGUUAGCUCAGGAGCCUGCGAAACUCUCCGAUAGCAGAGAGGUCCAGAGCCGUGUCGUGGUUAACGAUGACAGAGAAAAGUCCAUUACGGGUAGAUCGCGAAAGUCCUCCCGUAGUGGCUUGCGGCAACCCCCAUCCUCGUUACACAACGCGUACAUUCAGCAUAUUACUCCUUCACCAACCCACACCAAUUCCACUGCCCUUCUCCUACGGGCAUCCGCAGCCAAUCAGAUCGCUGCCAAAUUGCGAGGUGCCGCUGCAAGAGACUCUGCCACCACUGCUGCAUCCUGGAUCGGUUACGGUCGAGGGGGCACCUCAGACGUCCAACUUGCGGUUUCCGCAUCCUCCUCCACCUCCUCGACAGCUUCAAGACAUUCCAAUCCUUCUGCCACUGCUAUCGCAGCCAAGGCAGCCAAUACGCAUGCUUUCGGUUCCAAUCGAUACAUCCUUAUCGGAACCAAGCCCCUAAGAAAGGUCAGCUCAAUCAAAUGGUGGUUGUUCAAUGUGGGUUAG
Molecule: messenger RNA, 2262 nt
Organism: Mesocestoides corti
Lineage: Eukaryota; Metazoa; Platyhelminthes; Cestoda; Cyclophyllidea; Mesocestoididae
Source: the annotation of a GenBank genome assembly